GCCCACGUGACGUGUAGCUUCAGCCGAGGUAAAAAGCCUGAAGUAGUGAUGGCCGUUGUGAUAUUCCUGCGCUUUUUCCUCCAUCUACUUCUGGUCUUUUGGUGUGGGGUGUUUGUUCACGGACAGGAGGCGGAACAGGGACAUGGGACUCCUCCGUCCAGAAUAGCGGUGAUAGGCUCUGGUGUAGGAGGCACAGCAACAGCACACUUCCUCCGGCAACAUUUUGGUCCUGAUCUACAGAUUGAUGUUUUUGAAAAAGGUUCUGUGGGUGGCCGACUGGCCACUGUCACCGUAAACAACCAGGAUUAUGAGUCAGGUGGCUCUGUCAUCCAUUCUUUAAACCUGCAUAUGCAGGACUUUGUUAAACAGAUAGGGCUAAAGUACCGUCGGAAUGUUGCUGGUAAAACAGCUGUAUUUAAUGGAAAGCAGAUUAUUCUUGAGGAAACUGACUGGUAUCUACUUGACCUGUUUCGACUAUGGUGGCGUUACGGGUUCAGUUUCAUUCGGCUUCAAAUGUGGGUUGAGGAGACCAUGGAAAAGUUCAUGAGGAUAUACAAGUACCAGGCACAUGGCUAUGCAUUUAGCUCCGUGGAGCAGCUGUUACAUUCCUUGGGUGGAGGUACAUUCAUCAAUAUGACUCGCCACACCCUGUCAGAAUCCCUCCUGGAGCUUGGUGUGUCACAGAGGUUCAUUGAUGAAGUCAUUGCUGCAGUUAUGAGGGCUAACUAUGGUCAAUCAGUCAGUGUUCCAGCAUUUGUAGGUGCUGUAUCCCUUGCUGGUGCCCAGACAAAUCUAUGGGCAGUUGAAGGUGGCAAUAAAUUAGUCUGCUCAGGUUUAUUGACAUUAGCCAAAACCAAUUUGAUUCAAGCCAAAGUAACAACUGUUUCUCUGCAUAAAACAGCAGAUACAAUACAGUACAAGCUGGACUUUGAGGCACCAAAGGAGAGGGGCUCAGAGUUAUACGACAUUGUAAUUGUGGCUGCACCCUUACAGAAUGGAAUGGCGAAUAUAACUUUUGAAAACUUUGAUCCUCCAAUCCCAGAGAUGUCUGGAUCAUACCACCAUACAGUGGCAUCUAUAGUGCAUGGAUAUCUUAAUAGCACUUAUUUUGGCUUUCCUGAUCCAAAACUAUUUCCUUUUGCAAGCAUAUGUACAGUUGUUGAUGAUGAUUUGUUUUUUAAUACAGUUGGCAAUGUUUGCCCAGUCAAUGUCUCCACUGAAUUCAAAAGAAAGCAACCUCAAGACGCUGCUGUAUGGAAAGUUUUCUCCCAGCAGCCUUUGGAAAAGAAAGAUCUGAAAACCCUUUUCAAGUCUUAUUAUUCUGUUCAGGUCACUGACUGGCAAGCAUAUCCCGAGUAUGGCUCCACUGAUAAAAUUCCACCCAUAAUCCUACAUGACAAUAUGUAUUAUCUUAAUGGCAUUGAAUGGGCAGCUAGCGCCAUGGAGAUGAGUUCAGUGGCUGCUAAAAACCUUGCUCUAUUAGCCUAUCAUCGGUGGAACCAACAGACAGAUAUGAUUGAUCAAAAGGAGUUAAUGCACAAGAUUAAAACGGAACUUUAACAUAAUAAUUUUUACAAGUUACAAGUGACUGUUGAGAUUUGUUAAUACAUAAUUUAAGAAAGAAGUCAUUGAUUCUAGUUGGAGGGAAUGUCUAACUUCAAAAAAAAUUCUACUUGAUUAAUUCUUAAGCCUACUGUUUUACUUAUCACUGGAAUACAAUACUUUUAUUGUAAACUAAUUUUUUAAAAAGACCUGUAGUUUAGUGGUUCUUAAAAUGUUGUUAUUGACAGAAAACGUAAUGUCAUAAAUUACAGUGUAAUUGUGAAUUUAAAAUAUGUAAAUUAUUUUUCUCAUAAAUAAAUUAAAGUAAAAA
Messenger RNA from Erpetoichthys calabaricus (reedfish), 1873 nucleotides. Its product is annotated as prenylcysteine oxidase-like. The record is from RefSeq and is a predicted model, not a curated record. Gene Ontology annotation, molecular function: prenylcysteine oxidase activity. The coding region runs from base 49 to 1560 and encodes 503 amino acids. The transcript is spliced from 6 exons. Gene Ontology annotation, biological process: prenylcysteine catabolic process; prenylated protein catabolic process. NCBI's taxonomy places the organism in Eukaryota, Metazoa, Chordata, Cladistia, Polypteriformes, Polypteridae.